Molecule: messenger RNA, 2359 nt
Organism: Salvia miltiorrhiza (redroot sage)
Lineage: Eukaryota; Viridiplantae; Streptophyta; Magnoliopsida; Lamiales; Lamiaceae
Product: dynamin-related protein 4C-like
Exons: 2
Coding region: 137-2203 (688 amino acids)
Cellular component (GO): membrane; cytoplasm; microtubule
Molecular function (GO): microtubule binding; GTPase activity; GTP binding
Source: RefSeq, a predicted model, not a curated record
CUUAGGGAUAUGUAUAGAGUUGAUGUGUUAAAAAAUUUAAACUGACGUUGAAUAUCCCACGAAAUCACGUCCUUGGUCACAGACGAAGGCCAUAAAAAGCAGUUGCCUAUCAGCAAACUUCUCCAUUCCACACGAAAUGUCAUCAUCUACAUUAGUAGAGCCGUUGCCCUCGAUGAAGAUACGCGAACACCAUCGCCAACAAGAGCCAGACGAAUCUAAGCAAAGUUUGGCUCUGGUGAGCAUCAAUGGUGGUGGUGGAACAGCCUCCUCCGCCCCGCUCGUGUCGUCGUACAACGACAGGAUCCGCCCACUGCUCGACGCCGUGGACAGGCUCCGCCACCUUAAAAUCACGCAGGAAGGCAUCCAGCUUCCGACCAUCGUCGUCGUCGGCGAUCAGUCGUCGGGAAAAUCAAGCGUCCUCGAAUCCCUCGCCGGAAUUAGUCUCCCAAGAGGGCAAGGCAUCUGUACGAGAGUCCCUCUCAUUAUGAGGCUUCAAAAUCAUCAGAAUCCUCAACCGGAGCUCUUCUUGGAGUUCAACGGAAAAGUAGUCCCCACUGAUGAGGAUCACAUCGCCCACGCCAUUGUUGUGGCCACCGACGAGAUCGCCGGCCAGGGUAAGGGCAUCUCCAAUCAUCCCCUCACUCUGGUCGUGAAGAAGAGAGGCGUACCCGAUCUCACCAUGGUCGAUCUCCCCGGAAUCACUCGAGUUCCGGUUCACGGCCAGCCGGAAGACAUCUACGAGCAGGUUUCCGGUAUAAUAAUGGAGUACAUCACGCCGGAGGAGAGCAUCAUUUUGAAUGUGUUAUCGGCAAGCGUGGAUUUCUCCACGUGCGAGUCCAUCAGGAUGUCUCAGCGCGUCGACAAAACAGGGCAGCGGACUCUCGCCGUCGUCACCAAAGCGGAUAGAUCGCCGGAGGGUCUCCUCGAGAAGGUGACGUCCGACGACGUCAACAUCGGCCUCGGUUACAUCUGCGUGAGGAACCGCAUCGGCGACGAGUCUUAUGAAGAGGCACGUGCUGAGGAGGCUGCUCUUUUCCACACGCAUCCUCAGCUCUCCAAGAUCAGCAAGUCCAUGGUCGGAGUCCCCGUCCUCGCGCACAAGCUGGUUCAGGUGCAGGCAAAGAUCAUCGUCAAAUGCCUGCCGGAAAUCGUGAGGAAGAUCAACGAGAAGCUGUCGUCGAACGUGGAGGAACUGAACAAGCUGCCUCGGAACAUGACCAACGUGGCCGAAGCUAUGACGGCGUUCAUGCACGUGCUCGGCGCCGCCAAGGAGUCGCUCAGGAAGAUCAUGCUGAGGGGCGAAUUCAACGAGUACCCAAACGACAAAGAGAUGCACUGCACGGCUAGGCUCACGGAGAUGCUCAACCAAUAUUCUCAGGAUUUGCAAUCUCUGGGCGGUGCGGAAGAGCCCAAGGUUGCCUUCCUUGUUAAGGAGAUGAGCGUUUUGGAGGAGAGCAAAUCCAUAGGUUUGCCUAAUUUUCUACCCAGGGCUGCUUUCAUGACUCUGUUUCAGGGAAAGGUGAAUGCCUUAUCACUGGCACCAGUUGAAUUCUUGGACAAGAUGUGGAGCUACAUCGAGAAGGUGGUGGUUGCUGUGCUGAUGCAGAAAGCGGAGAACUACCCGCAGCUGCUCUCCUCCACGAGAAAGGCGGCGCAGAAUCUGGUGGCUACCAACAAGCACAAGUCGGUGGCUUGGGUGACUGACAUGGUGGAGAUGGAGAAGGUAAGCGACUACACCUGCCACCCCGACUACUCCGCCUCGUGGAACAAGCUCAUGUCUCACCAGAAGGAGUUCAAGGAGAUCCUCGGGGACCCCAACAGGGCUCCGAGGCUCAACAUGGAGGGAUUCGGAGUGGUGGAGGUGGGGCACUUGAGGAGCCUAGGGGUUGUGGUGCAGGAGGCAUUCGACAUCAAGAUGAGGCUCACCGCGUAUUGGAAGAUCGUGCUGCGGAGGAUGGUGGACUUCAUGGCGCUGCAUCUGCUCUUCACCAUUCAGAACCUCAUAAACAGGGACAUGGAGGCCGAGAUUAUAAACGAGAUUGUAGGAGCGCAGGGGAAUGGGCUGGAGAAGAUGCUGGAGGAGUCUCCCGGUGUUGCUGAGAAGAAGGAGAGGUUGAAGAAUAGUAUAAGGCUGCUCAAUGAGUCCAAGGAGGUUGUGUCGAACAUCAUGGACCAGAUUUCUGCGCUCAGCAUGGGGAAGUAGAUGCAUGCUUUUCACUAUAUAUAUUGGUAUGGUAUGUUCAACUGCAUGCCUAGGUUAUUAAAAACUCUGAUGAGAGAUUUAUCUAGUAAUUAUAUGGCUCUUUUGUGUCAACUCCAGUCUCUAUUUUGGAAGAAAGGUGAGUAACUUAUCUAGUAA